CUGGAAGAUUUCAGUGAGCUUUCGGUCGACGGCGACGAAUCUUUUGAGGAUCUUCUUGCUUGCAGCCCUAUCAGCAAGGAGUCGGUAGAUGUCCGACGACAGCCUGCCGUUACUGAACCACCCAUCACUACAACGCUUCGCCCGCGAAUCAUACCUUUCUCAAAAACCACCAGGCCACCGACAACGACGAGACGGGUGACUGCACCCGGCCCGAAAAUUCGUCCCAUUUAUCGACGAAAGGACGUAGAAGCAGAGCUGAAGGCGGAUGUCACACGUGAUGUCUUUCCGGCACCGCAGCCGUCGGUUCCACAGCCCCCGGUUCCACAGCCACCAGUUCCACAACCACCAGUCCAACAGCCACCUGUUCAGGUGUCUUCGACGUCAUCCCGGCCACCACCACCAUUCAGAGAGAUUGUCGUAGUAGGUGGAAGACGCCCUCCAUCAAUUCAUACCGCUGUUUCGACGUCAUUCAUUGAAAUCAACACACCAUCCACACUGCCUCCCCAAACCGCUUUUCAUCCAAGGGCUACUACUUCUCGUCCGAUACCGACAACACCUUCGACAACCACGAGGGUCACAACCACCACCGUAUUUGAUCGAACACCUGCAGGCUGCGUAGCUGAUAUCGUGUUCCUUAUGGACUUCUCUGACGGCACUGGCGACAAAAGUAAACCGUCAGUGACAAUUUAUUACUACAAUUUCUUAUAG
Cooperia oncophora is the source of this 708-nucleotide messenger RNA. NCBI's taxonomy places the organism in Eukaryota, Metazoa, Nematoda, Chromadorea, Rhabditida, Trichostrongylidae. The record is from the annotation of a GenBank genome assembly.